Molecule: messenger RNA, 829 nt
Organism: Cajanus cajan (pigeon pea)
Lineage: Eukaryota; Viridiplantae; Streptophyta; Magnoliopsida; Fabales; Fabaceae
Source: RefSeq, a predicted model, not a curated record
CCCGCCGAUUUGAAGGGCGGCGACGGCGGCGAGGCGGUGAACUGGGAGAUUGGGCGGUGGAAGGCCGAGAUUCUGGCGCACCCGCUGUACGAGCAGCUUCUGUCGGCACACGUGGCGUGCCUCCGGAUCGCCACGCCGGUGGACCAGCUUCCGAGGAUCGACGCGCAGUUGGCACAGUCGCAGAAUGUGGUCGCUAAGUACUCUGCGUUCGGACACAACAACAUCGUUGCCGAAGACAAAGAACUCGACCAGUUCAUGUCGCACUAUGUUUUGUUGCUCUGUUCCUUCAAAGAACAACUGCAACAACAUGUCCGGGUCCAUGCAAUGGAAGCAGUAAUGGCGUGUUGGGAGAUAGAGCAAUCCUUGCAGAGUCUAACAGGAGUUUCACCUGGAGAAGGUACAGGGGCAACAAUGUCUGAUGAUGAAGAUGACCAAGUAGAUAGUGAUGCCAAUCUCUUUGACAGUAGUUUGGAUGGGGCAGAUAGCAUGGGAUUUGGCCCUCUUGUUCCUACAGAGAGUGAGAGGUCCCUCAUGGAGCGUGUAAGACAAGAGUUAAAGCAUGAACUGAAACAGGGUUAUAAGGAGAAAAUCGUAGACAUAAGAGAGGAAAUUUUACGCAAGAGACGAGCUGGGAAACUUCCUGGUGACACAACCUCUGUGCUUAAAGCUUGGUGGCAAUCACAUUCCAAGUGGCCUUACCCCACCGAGGAAGAUAAAGCAAGGCUGGUGCAGGAAACUGGAUUGCAAUUAAAGCAGAUUAAUAAUUGGUUUAUCAAUCAAAGGAAGAGGAAUUGGCACAGCAAUCCUUCAACUUCUACUGUCUUGAAGA